AGAAAAUGAAUAAAGUUUUACCCUGGGAGCAUUUUGAAAAUCUUUAUAAAGAACUUAUAGGUCAAAAUAGUAACGAUAGUUCUAGUGGUGGUGGCCACAGUGGUUUAGGAUCUGGUCCACCGGGUACACCAAAUCCGCAGCAAGUUAUACGUCCCACACCCUCACCCACGGGCUCUUCGGGUUCACGUUCUAUGUCUCCAGCAGUGGCACAAAAUCAUCCUAUAUCGCGACCCUCUAGUAAUCAAUCUAGCAGUGGUCCCAUGCAACAGCCAGGAGGUGGUCCUCCCGGACCACCAUCUCAACAAACAUCGCAACAACAGCAAUCUCAACAAGGUCCGGGAGUUCCAAACUCUUCCUCGUCGGCAAGUAAUUCGCCUCAACAGCAGCAGCAACAACAGGGACCGCCCUCUGGCGCGUCAGGUGGCCCACCUAGUUCCCAGCAACAGCCACCACCGCCACCAAAUCAGAAUGUCAAUAAUCUGCCCUCACAGCCAUUACCUCCACAGGGUCCUGGUGGUGGCCCUGGUGGCUAUCCCUUACCGCCUCAUAUGCAUGGCAGCUAUAAGUUGGGCGGCCAAAGUCCUGGUCCUCAGGGCAUGCUUUCUGGUUACCCGCCACCACCGCCUCAGCAAGCUCAACAAUACUCUCAAGGAAGCUAUCCACCACGACCACAAUAUCCUCCAGGUGGUUAUGCUCCCACACCACCUCCAUCUAGCCAAGCAUCCGGUGCUAAUAGUAUGCCACCGGGCAGUGGUCCCCAGCAGUAUCCGGGCGGCCGGCCCAUGCCCAACCACAGUGGCCCCGGUCAAUAUCCACCCUAUCAGAAUUGGGUACCACCCUCGCCACAACAAGGUGGCCCUGGUGGUCCACCACCCGGUGGUCCUGGAGGUCCUGGUGCUGCGGCCAUGGGUAAUCAUGUUCAGGGCAAAGGCACACCACCUCCACCACAAGGCAGUGGCUCUCCAAGACCCCUUAACUAUCUAAAACAACAUUUACAACAUAAAGGCGGUUAUCCCGGUGGUCCGGGCGGUCCUCCACAAGGCUAUGGCAAUGGUCCUGGUAUGCAUCCCGGUAUGCCUAUGGGACCACCACAUCACAUGGGUCCACCACAUGGUCCUACCACCAUGGGACCUCCGCCCUCUACACCGCCGCAAUCGAUGAUGGUUGGUGCUGGUGGUGAAACGAGUAGCAGUGGUGCUGGUGGUCCUCCACCACCGCCAGAUCAUAUAUCACAAGAUAAUGGUCUAAGUUCGAGUUCAUCGAGUUCGGCGCCUGGUGGUCCACAACAUCCUGUGACAUCGGUGGUGACUACGGGUCCAGAUGGUGCUCCUAUGGAUGAGGCCAGUCAGCAGAGUACAAUAUCAAAUGCAUCAGCAGCUUCUGCUGAAGAUCCCCAAUGUACUACACCAAAAUCGCGCAAAAAUGAUCCCUAUGGUCAAAGCCAUUUAGCACCACCAAGCACCUCUCCCGGUGGUAUAGGAGCUGGACCACAUCCUGGUCAUCCAGGAGAAGAUUAUGAAAUGAAUUCACCACCCAAUUGGGCAAGAACGCCAGCCAGUCCGGGUUUCAAUAGUCAUGUUCCUCAACAAGAUACUUUCCGUACAACGGCCACACCCGUUACCACAGUCGUCUCAGCGUCUGCCAAGAAAUCCGAUAGUCUUUGUAAACUUUACGAAAUGGAUGAUAAUCCCGAUCGUCGAGGUUGGCUUGAUAAAUUGCGAGCAUUUAUGGAUGAGCGGCGUACCCCAAUAACAGCCUGUCCAACCAUCUCGAAACAACCGCUCGAUCUUUAUCGUUUAUAUUUGUACGUUAAAGAACGAGGCGGAUUCGUCGAGGUAUGCAAGGUAACAAAAAGUAAAACUUGGAAAGAUAUUGCCGGUCUAUUGGGUAUUGGUGCAAGUAGUAGUGCUGCGUAUACGUUACGUAAACACUAUACGAAAAAUCUAUUGGCAUUUGAGUGUCAUUUUGAUCGUGGUGAUAUAGAUCCAUUACCGAUAAUACAACAAGUAGAGGCUGGUACAAAGAAAAAAUCAACCAAAGCAGCUUCAGUACCGUCGCCAGCUGUUGUAAAUAUUAUAGCUGGUUCAUCAAAUUCACAAGAUUCAUUCCCAGCCCCUGGUGGUGCUGCCAAUACAUCGAUGGAUGGUUAUCCACAAUAUCCAGGUAGUUAUCCCGGUGGUCCGGGACCACAGCCAGAUUAUGGUGCGGCUGGACAAAUGCCACGACCACCAUCACAAAGUAAUGCGCAAAGUCCACAUCCAGGUACAAAUAAUCAAACAUCUACGGCACCUGGUGGUGGUGGUGGAGGCGUUACAAGUGGUGGUAGUGAUAAUAUAAGUGUCAAUAAUCCAUUUGAUGAGCCUGUAGGCAGUGGUGGUGUUGCACCAGCUUCUAAUACAACAGCCAGUGGUACAACUGGUGCACCACCACCCUCCAGUGCUGCACCUCAGUCCCAUCCACCGCAUCCUUCAAACAUAAGACCACCUUAUCCUCCUGGUGGACCAUACCCGCCACCGGUGUCUCGUACACCAGGUUCUCCUUAUCCUGGACAACCCGGAGCUUACGGACAAUAUGGUUCAGGUGAUCAAUACAAUGCAACCGGCCCUCCUGCCCAGUUUGGCCAGCAACAGGGCCAAUUUCCGCCUCAAAAUCGUAACAUGUACCCUCCCUAUGGACCCGAGGGAGAAGCACCACCUUCUGGCUCGAAUCAAUAUGGUCCUUAUGGAAAUCGUCCAUAUAGUCAACCACCUCCCGGUGGUUCUCAGACCCCUACUCCUCCUGGUGCUCCUACAGCUGCUGGCGGUCCUCCACAAGGUGGUCCUCCAGCACCUGGUAGCUCCCCAUAUCCUCCACCCGGUGCUCCUGGCCAACAAGAAUAUUAUAGGCCUCCAGAUCAGGGACCUCAGCCACGACGUCAUCCAGAUUUUGUUAAAGACUCACAGCCAUAUCCUGGCUAUAAUGCACGACCACAGCUUUAUGGUGGUUGGCAAGGUGGUUCGAAUCAAUAUCGUAAUCAAUAUCCAUCAUCUCCAUCGCCUCAAGCAUGGGGUGGAGCACCGCCACGAACCUCAGCUCCACCGACUGGUCCAUUGGGACCACCGGGUCAACAACAGCCACCAUCUGCCGGUGCCGCUCAAUGGGAUCAGCAUCGUUAUCCUCCACAGCAGCAACAGCAGCCACCACCUCCACAACAGCAACAGCAGCAGCAACAACAGCAACAACAACAACAGCAGCAACAGCCACAACCACCCUAUCAGCAGCAGCAACAACAACAAGGACAACAGCAACCCACACCACCACAGUGGGCACAAAUGGGUGGAGCUGGCACUGGCGCACCUGGAGCACCACCAAGUGGUGCGCCAGGAUCUCCUUUAAGGCCUCCCAGUGCUGGUCAACAACAACGUAUGCCCACCAGCGGCGGUCCUGGUGUUAAUAUGAAUAUGGGCGUAGGACCUGGAGUGGGUCCUCAAGCCGGGCCACCAGGGGCACCUCCCAACACUAAUAAUGCUUCGUCAGGUAGUGUUCAAAUGCCUCCCGGCAGUAUGGGUAAACCGCCUUUCUCCAUGCCUCCACCACCACAGGCUGGCGGUGGUAGUAAUGUUGCUGUUCCGCCAGGCAAUAACCAAGGACCUGCUGGCACUGGCAUCAUGCCUCCCGGCGUCAUGGGCACUCAGCAAAAGCCAAUGGGUGUAGUAGGUGGUCCCGGUGUAGUGUCGGGUAAUGUUCCACCACAACCCCAACAGCCGCAGCAGCCACCACAAGCAUUCGCUCCUCCCAUAGGUCCUGCUGCUCAAUUGAUCAAGAAGGAAAUCGUAUUUCCACCCGAUAGUGUGGAGGCUACCACACCGGUAUUAUACAAACGUAAACGCUUAAAUAAGGCUGAUGUUUGUCCCGUCGAUCCUUGGCGUUUAUUUAUGGCCAUGCGUUCGGGACUUUUAACCGAGUGUACUUGGGCUUUGGACGUUCUAAAUGUCCUGCUGUUUGACGAUUCAACAGUACAAUACUUUGGACUAUCACAUUUGCCCGGUUUAUUAACACUGCUGCUGGAGCAUUUCCAAAGGAAUCUCGCCGAUAUGUUUAACGAGGAGGAGAACAAUGAACAGAAACAAUUAGCCAGCAGUGUUAAAAAUGCUAAAAAGAUCAAUAGCAAGCGCAGCAUAUUGCACAGCAGCAUGCGCAAACGAGCUAGCGAGGUCGUCACCAUUAAACAAGAAGAUGAUUUACACAAACACAGCAGCAGAUUACAUGACAAUACAGCAUGCGAUUAUGACAUGGAAAACGAACGUUUAUUCGCUGAGGAUGAGCAUCAUAUGCUGGAUGACUCUGAUGAAGACGAAGGCAUUGAUUUGGGUCAAGUUAAAAAUCAAGCCAACCCCGAUGAACGUGUGAUAUUACUGGCCCAUACACCCAACUACACAAUGAUGUCGCGUAAAGGUCUGCCUGUGCGACUACAGCCUGCCGAACAAGACAUUUUUAUAACCGAUGGCCUCAAGUCGUGGGACAUUGAGUUUAGUGGCAACUAUGAGGAGACUGCGCCGGUGGGUAGCAAUGCCUGGACCUAUGGCUUUACCGAUCCAGAUAUAAAUGCGGGCAUUAUUGAUGUGUUCAAGUCAGAAUUUGUAGACAUUCCAUUUGCCCGUUACAUCAAAGGCAGCCAACGCAACGGCAUCAACAGUUGCAAAACGAAGACUAAAGACAGCAUGGUGAAACAAGUAAAAGCAGAAGAACAAGAAAAGGAGCAGGAAAGCAAACAGCCCAAGUUAGAGCAAAGUGAUAAAGUUCUGGAAGCUGCGCCAGCAGAUGAAGAAGAGGAUGAAGCCGAAGCUAGACAGCAACAGAAUACUUUCAAUAAGAAACGAAGACUUUUCCAUAACUCCGUUUUGAAUGCCAACCCCAACACCAGCCACAACAGCACUAACAGCGAAACAGCUGCUGGUGAUACACAAGCCCUAGAACCUAGUGAAGCCAAGAAAACUAAGCUGGAUGAACAAGACAAAACUGUUGAAAUAAAACGAGAGGAAGACAGUGAAAUGACAGCAGCUACAGCUCCCUCAGACAGUGAUUGUCGAGAGGUAGAUAUGGAAUUGGAAACAAUCCAAACCACCAAAGACACGGCCACAUCGAAACAGCAAAAAUUCGAUCCCAAGUCAACAAUAAGAGACCCAGCUUUAGUGCUGCAACGCCGUCGUUCCUCGUCGUCGCUCGAAGACGAAUGCAAUACCCGCGAUGAGUCUAGUUUGUAUUUGGUCAACGAAAGCCAGGAUUCAAUGGCUCGUCGUUGCAUCUGCAUUUCAAAUAUAUUCCGCAACUUGAGUUUUGUGCCCGGUAACGAAACAAUUCUAGCCAAAUCCUCCAGAUUCCUGGCAGUGCUGGGUCGUCUUCUGCUGCUCAAUCAUGAGCAUUUGCCGAGAACACCUAAGAACCGCAACUACGACCGAGGCACCGAGGAAGACACUGAUUUCUCUGAUUCUUGCAGUUCGCUGCAGGGAGAACGCGAAUGGUGGUGGGAAUACUUGAUUAGUAUACGUGAAAAUAUGCUGGUAAUAAUGGCUAACAUAGCGGGUCACUUGGACCUAUCGCGCUAUGAAGAGCUGAUAGCCCGGCCCCUGAUUGAUGGUCUAUUGCACUGGGCUGUAUGCCCUAGUGCCCAUGGCCAAGAUCCCUUCCCCUCGUGCGGUCCUGCUUCCUCGCUUUCACCCCAAAGACUUGCCCUGGAGGCUCUGUGUAAGCUGUGUGUCACCGACAACAAUGUCGAUCUAGUGAUUGCCACACCACCCCACUCUAGACUAGAAAAACUAUGUGCUGUACUAACGCGUCACUUGUGCCGCAACGAAGACCAAGUGCUAAGAGAAUUUUCGGUUAAUCUCCUACAUUAUUUGGCAGCCGCUGAUAGUGCCAUGGCCCGAACGGUGGCCCUACAGUCGCCCUGCAUCUCCUACUUGGUGGCCUUCAUCGAGCAAGCCGAACAAACUGCUUUGGGAGUGGCCAACCAACAUGGCAUCAACUAUUUGCGUGAAAAUCCAGAUUCGAUGGGUACUAGUUUAGACAUGUUAAGACGAGCUGCGGGUACGCUGCUGCAUUUAGCCAAACAUCCCGACAACCGAUCUCUAUUCAUGCAACAAGAACAAAGACUUUUAGGUCUGGUCAUGUCACAUAUACUGGAUCAACAGGUGGCUUUGAUAAUUUCUCGAGUACUAUUCCAAGUAUCGCGAGGACCCGGCACCAGCGCUAAUUCACUCGAAUACAGACUGCAACAGAAACAGUUGCAGCAAAAAAUGCAAGAGACAGCAGCAAACGAAAAGAAGUCACAGGGAUUAGGUUUAAACUCCUCCUCUACAUCUGCGACGGCUACAAUGACGAUGUCAAUGUCAAACUCGCUAUUGGCGAGCAAAGAGUCAAAUAACACUGCGACAGAACUUAAAAUUGAAUCUGUGAAAUCAGAGGCUCAUGAGACGACAUCUAUGUCCAGCAAUGAUGCUGCAAACAAUGUAGGAAGUGCGGAAAGUGGUGGCGGUGUGACAGCAACAGAAACAGCUGUAGCUAACGUCAGCAAACCCUCCUCAUCCUCCAUGAUAAUGUCCGCCGAUGAAAAUAGCAACAGCAGUUCACAGAUAACACCUUCGGCUGCCUUCAACGAUGUCAGCAAUAGUAGUACAAAUAGCAAUAGUUGUGGUACUGCAGCCAGUUCUCACAGUAGUCUUAGUCAGAAUAGCAUGAAUAGUUCCAUGGGCGGUUGCAGCAAUAAUAGCAGUUCCAACAAUGCCGCCGCUCUGCAUCAUCUACAAGCAAAUAAUAGCAGCAGUAGUAUGACAACGUCAGCAGCUAUGGCUGCAGCUGUGACGCCACCAACUACGGCGGAACACUUGAAGAGUAAUAUUUUAAGUUCAAACACCAAUUCUCCAUUGGCCAGCAGCAGUAGUAGUAGCACUAGCAGUAAUAUUGGUACAAGCAGUAGUGGUAGUAAUAGUUUACAAUUAAACAAUAGUAAUUCGACGACAAGCUCCUCAUCUAAUCAGCAACAGAUACCAGCACCGCCGCCACCACCACCCACGGCAUCAGCGCCAUCGCAAGCUCCAACUGCAAAUACCUCAACGACCGCAGCGGUUGCGUAG
This is a messenger RNA of Lucilia cuprina (Australian sheep blowfly), 7112 nucleotides long. RefSeq names its product trithorax group protein osa (gene osa). Gene Ontology annotation, molecular function: DNA binding; nucleosome binding. The record is from RefSeq and is a predicted model, not a curated record. Gene Ontology annotation, cellular component: nucleoplasm; nBAF complex; SWI/SNF complex. The coding region runs from base 6 to 7112 and encodes 2368 amino acids. The transcript is spliced from 12 exons. NCBI's taxonomy places the organism in Eukaryota, Metazoa, Arthropoda, Insecta, Diptera, Calliphoridae. Gene Ontology annotation, biological process: chromatin remodeling; regulation of transcription by RNA polymerase II; positive regulation of DNA-templated transcription.